Molecule: messenger RNA, 408 nt
Organism: Synchytrium microbalum
Lineage: Eukaryota; Fungi; Chytridiomycota; Chytridiomycetes; Synchytriales; Synchytriaceae
Exons: 4
Coding region: 1-408 (135 amino acids)
Biological process (GO): positive regulation of ATP-dependent activity
Molecular function (GO): ATPase activator activity; ferrous iron binding
Source: RefSeq, a predicted model, not a curated record
AUGUACUACAACGUGUUGAAUGUAAAGCCUAGUACAGCAACAGACGAUAUCCGUAAGGAAUAUCUUAAGCUAGUGCUUCAGCAUCAUCCAGACAAGCAAUCUGCCAAUUCAAACAAUGAUGCAUCGAAUUCUGAAUUCCAAAAGAUUGUUUUGGCAUGGGAAACAUUGAGUGAUCCUGUCAAAAGAGCUCAAUAUGAUGCAAAUCUGCAAGAGCAAUCUAGGCAAAGAGCUGCCAUUCAUGAACAAGUCCGUGCUGACGACAUGACGUUUGAUGCGGAAUCAGGGAUUUACUCGUAUGCGUGUCGAUGUGGCGGGUCGUAUCAAGUCUAUGAAGAGGAUUUGGCGGAUGGGCCCGUUGAAGCGCCCUGUAGCAAUUGUUCGCUGCACAUUGAAGUCUUCCUCCAGUAA